Molecule: messenger RNA, 576 nt
Organism: Fusarium pseudograminearum CS3096
Lineage: Eukaryota; Fungi; Ascomycota; Sordariomycetes; Hypocreales; Nectriaceae
Exons: 2
Coding region: 1-576 (191 amino acids)
Source: RefSeq, a predicted model, not a curated record
AUGGACUCUGGCGAUAGUCAGAGAGACUCGCCGCUCUCAAUAACCUCCAAUAUCGCAGGCAUUUUGACCUUUGUGGUUGCCAUUGCUGCAGCAUUCUACGCUCGUCUCACAUACCUACGGAAUAGUGAUGACGAGUUCUUCCGCGUCAAGACAUCUUUGUCGUGGUAUAAGACUGAAUCCACAUGGCUGGCAGAUCUUGUAACAGCUAUCAAUGCCCAGCAUGAAGGUUUCCAUUCACAUCAGCCCGAGUAUCAGAUGUAUUCCUUUGUAAUGGACGAUCUGCUUAAUCUUGAACAGCGUCUGCUCGACAUUGUCGCUGAGACGGAGGCUAAGUCGAGCAUGAGCGACGAGGGUGAAAGCUGGACACUCAUGCCACGGGGUUGGAGCGGCCGCACAACAGUAGCCAUGGCUUGGUUACGGGUGCGAACCAAGGCUCUGGAGCUAGUCAGACAGCGGGAAGGUUUGACAGCAAGGGUGCAGUUCAUGCAAAUGAAGAUCGAAUUCAUCGGCUGGAAGACCUCGUACGACGGUGGACACAUCGUGAUCAUUCUAGUCUUUCAUGGGCCGGGACGUUGA